AUGAUGGCUUCUCCUACGCCGUCUCUAGAUUCGUUAUCCGGAUUCAACACAUUCGGCCCGGACUACAAUAGAUCGUUGUCAUCCAGCCACUCACCAACCGACUCCGAUAGCAGCGGCUCGGGCGUGUCCACAGGUGGCAGUGGAACUAGCAACAACACUGGUCCCCGCAAAUGCCAGUUGUGCCAUGAGAUUUUCUCAAACCCGCGAGUGCUUCCUUGUCUACAUACCUUCUGUCACGCCUGCUUAGAGAAUAACCAGGAUCAACCGGAGAAGAUCACGUGCCCUAACUGUCACCAGGAGUGCAUCCUUACAAACCGCGGAAUAUCUGGACUGUUGCCAGACUUCACCGUUAACGGUUCGAUCGAGGUCAACCCGGACAAGUUUGCGGGCGUGUGCAAGGGCUGCAAGAAUCUCAACACAAACGUGGUGGCAUACUGUUACGACUGUCAGCAAACGUUGUGCGCAAACUGCAUGAUGGCCCACCAAUUCAUGAACUGUUUCGAAGACCACCGCCUGCACGGUCUGACGUUCGAGAACGGCGACGACACGAAGAAUUCGUUCAUACCGACCAGCGUGGGUGACCGCGUCGUGUUCUGCUCACGUCACAAGAACGAGUCAUUGAAAUACUUUUGCCGCACGUGCAACGUGCCCGUGUGCAAGGAGUGCACGCUCAGUGACCAUCAGUUCAGCAUGCAUGACGUGGAGCAUCUGAGUGAUAUUGGCGUCAAGCUGCUGGACAUACUCAACGGCACGGUGCAGGAAAGUAAGGUUAAGGCGACCGACAUCCGCAAUAUGGUUAAAAACAUUGAACACACAUCCAACAAGCUGCAAGUGCAGUACCACAAGGCACAGAACGAGAUCAACGAGACAUUCGCAUUUUACCGGUCUAUGCUCGAGGAGCGCAAACAGGAGUUGCUCAAGGAGGUUGAGAGCGUGUACAGUGCCAAGCAGCUGACGUUGAACGAGGCGUCGCAGAAGGGAUUGGAGGUGGUGGACAAGAUUUAUCAGACCGGCGAGUUCGUCGACCGUUUGACUAAAAACGCCAACGUUGUCGAGUGCCUGCUGUUCAAGAAACUACUGGACUCCAAGCUACAGUCGCUGAUGAGUUACGAACCUGAUAACAGCGUGCAAAACAUCUGUGACUUGGAAUUCGUGUCCAACUAUCAGGCCAUACAAGUUGGCGUGAGGAACACGUUCGGGUACGUACGGUCCAGCACCGAGUUGGGAGUGAUCGGGCCGGGCAAGCAGCCGCCGAUCGCCCGUCCAACGAACGGGUCGCUGAUGAAUGGAAAUUCGGCGAUCAUCUCAAACGGAUGCAUGAACGGCGGUGGCGUCCCCGCGGACUUACUACAACAGCACAACGGUGUCACCUGCACAAAUGGAGGAGGCGGUAACGGUGGAGGCAUCAUCGAACGUCCGUACUCCAACGGACUGACGUCCACCAGUCCACUUUCGUCCGGUCAGUACGACACUAACAACAUACUGUCCAAGCGUUUCAACAGCGUCAACAGCCUGGGACCGUUCUCGGCCAGCUCGAUCGGUGACCUGAAUUUGAACGCCAUCGGCAACAUGAACGGCAUCAACGGCAUGGGUGGAGGCAACGGUGGUGGUGGUGGUGGCGGUGGUGGAGGUAUGAACAGCAUCAAUCCGUACGAGAAGUGGUCCAACGGUGGAAGUGGCGACAUUUUCCAAAACGGCAGCGCAGACUUCCCACUGACCAUCGACAACAAUGACUCCAUACUGGACCUGUCCAGCAAAUUAUUCACCGCUUCCAUAUUCCCACCUAAGUCACAGAUCAAGCGGCACAAGAUGAUCUACCACUGCAAGUUCGGCGAGUUCGGUGCCAUGGAGGGCCAGUUCACCGAGCCCAGUGGCGUGGCAGUGAACGCGCAGAACGACAUCAUUGUGGCGGACACCAAUAACCACCGUAUCCAGAUAUUCGACAAGGAGGGCCGGUUCAAGUUCCAAUUCGGCGAGUGCGGCAAACGGGACGGACAGCUGCUGUACCCGAACCGUGUGGCCGUAGUUAAGCCGUCCGGUGACAUAAUCGUCACCGAGCGAUCGCCCACGCACCAGAUCCAGAUCUACAACCAGUACGGGCAGUUCGUCCGCAAGUUCGGCGCCAACAUUCUGCAACACCCACGUGGCAUCACCGUUGACAACAAGGGCCGCAUCGUGGUGGUCGAGUGCAAGGUGAUGCGCGUCAUCAUCUUCGACCAAGCCGGCAACGUGCUGGUCAAGUUCGGAUGCUCCAAGCACCUAGAGUUCCCCAACGGCGUAGUGGUCAAUGACAAACAGGAGAUAUUCAUAUCCGACAAUAGGGCCCACUGCGUCAAGGUGUUCAACUACGAGGGACAGUAUCUGCGGCAGAUCGGCAGCCAGGGCAUCACCAACUAUCCAAUCGGCGUGGGCAUAAACGCAUCGGGCGAGAUUCUCAUUGCCGACAACCACAACAAUUUCAAUCUGACCAUAUUCACGCAGGAGGGCCAGCUGGUGUCCGCCCUCGAGUCCAAGGUCAAGCACGCGCAAUGCUUCGACGUCGCCCUCAUGGACGACGGCUCCGUCGUGCUGGCCAGCAAGGACUAUCGGCUGUACAUCUACCGUUACAUUCAAAUACCUCCGAUGUUAAUGUAG
Messenger RNA from Macrosiphum euphorbiae (potato aphid), 2634 nucleotides. The record is from the annotation of a GenBank genome assembly. Lineage: Eukaryota; Metazoa; Arthropoda; Insecta; Hemiptera; Aphididae.